This is a messenger RNA of Gamsiella multidivaricata, 1219 nucleotides long. Its product is annotated as HAUS augmin-like complex subunit 6 N-terminus-domain-containing protein. The transcript has a single exon. Lineage: Eukaryota; Fungi; Mortierellomycota; Mortierellomycetes; Mortierellales; Mortierellaceae. Gene Ontology annotation, biological process: spindle assembly. Gene Ontology annotation, molecular function: microtubule binding. The coding region runs from base 192 to 1181 and encodes 329 amino acids. Gene Ontology annotation, cellular component: mitotic spindle microtubule; HAUS complex. The record is from RefSeq and is a predicted model, not a curated record.
GUCGCGUUAUGUUGUUUAUGUGGAGGUGAAGAUACCAUGCUGCUGGAUCGUCCUCGCUCAUCCUCUCCGAAAGCAAUUUCAUUGACCUCGAACAUCCGCUCAGGACCGAGCUUGCGUUGAACCCUCCGCGAGAACAUAUACUUCAGGACGGCGGAGCCAUGUCUCGCGUGCGGCUGCGUCAUACCUGAGCAAUGUCGACAUUCAAUCCUCUCAAUUCCACCGCUGCCAACACCCAACCGCCGUCAUCUUCUCAAUAUCUUUCGUCGCCGGAGAACAUCCGCUCAAUAUUUUUCACAAACCUCAUCCUCCUUGGCGUACAGGAGCAUGCUUUAAAGCCCUCAUCUGUCUCUUCCCCGCCGACCGAUACGCCUCAGGAUCUCGCAAGGUCGCGUAAUGCUUCGUCUCAAAUAUCUUCAGGAACAUCUCGACCACUAAACCAGCCAGCUCAACCAUCAAGGCAACAGCAGCACUUCAUCAUCAACUCGCGUGGCUAUGGAAUCAAUACUUCAAAACCACUAGAGCUUCACAGGCACGUAUUCGCAAGGGGACAUCAAUCCACUAAGGCUUUGGAGUUUGUGCUUUGGUUUCUAUUCACGAGGUUGGAUAAGGCACAGGCGCAUGAUCGAUUUAAGGAAUGCUGGCCAAUCCUGGAUCGGCACGACGCAAGGGAGUUCAGGAACGUGGCUUUCAAGUGGUUGGAUGAGCUGAGGAAAGAGGGUUGCUUCGGGAUCGGGCACAAUAUCCAUCCGUCCAAUAACCAGUCCACUGGCCUGGGUCUGCUCUUGCAUACGAUCAGGAGGAGUUAUUUGGAUGACUCGAUCGGGGACAGGACAGAGCAGCUGGUCCUGGUUCUGUCCACGUAUGUGCUUUCACGGGUCGUUAUGGAGGAGAUUGGGCAAUCGCAACAUGCUCAAGGGCAGGAGAGAGCGGUUCAAGAGGAUGAGGACAGGACGUUGUCGGACCUUGUGAGCCAAGCACCGGAGACUCCGCAGGAUGAAGAGACUCUUAUGGAUAUGAUCGAUUCGCAUAUUGUAAGGCGAUCUCGGUUUUUCCUCCAGAAUAUGGAGCAGCAGAGAAGUAUUCGGCAAUCAUGGAGUGCUAUGAGCAAGGACAUGACUGAGAAACUGGAGACUUAUACAAAGGAGCUGGUAUGUUGUUUUCGCCUGAUCAUGAUUUUUUAAGACACCUUGGUGCGGACUACAUAAGGAGCCAUUACUGA